Purpureocillium takamizusanense is the source of this 1472-nucleotide messenger RNA. RefSeq lists its product as uncharacterized. The coding region runs from base 30 to 1472 and encodes 480 amino acids. Lineage: Eukaryota; Fungi; Ascomycota; Sordariomycetes; Hypocreales; Ophiocordycipitaceae. Gene Ontology annotation, molecular function: FAD binding. The transcript has a single exon. The record is from RefSeq and is a predicted model, not a curated record.
CGCCUUCCGCCCCUCAACUUGACUGCAUCAUGGAAUAUCUCUCGCAGUAUAUGUUUUCGUGCACAAGGAGCGGUCUCAAGGCUCAAUACAUGACAAUAUCGAGACUCAGCCUUCGACAGCGCGCCUUCAAGCCCCAUGGCCGGACAUUCGGAACAAGGACAGCCCAGCAAACACUCACGUACGGCCAGUCGACAACACUACAGUCGUCCCUCGCGAUGCCCCUCGACAUUCUCAUCGUGGGCGCUGGUAUCUGUGGCCCGGCUUUGGCAAUUCUCUUGCAGAACUCAGAUCCCAGCCACGAUAUCAAAAUUAUCGAGCGCUCUCCGUCUCUACGCGCGGCGGGACAGCAAAUUGAUUUGAGGGGCGAAGGCAUCGAGGUAUUGAGGAAGAUGGGGCUUUUGGAUGAUAUCAAGUCACAUUGUGUCGACGAAACAGGCCUUGAGAUUGUGGACUCAAGUGGAAACCCCACAACACGCUUUGGCAUCAACCCGGCAGGCGAACGUCGACGGACACUAACAUCUGAAUACGAGAUUAUGCGUGGCGACGUCGUUAAAACACUAUACGAGGCUAGCCUCGAACAGAAUACAAGAUUGAAGGCAGAUCGUGGGAGUAAGGGAGGGAUAACCUACGAGUUUGGCAAGACGUUAACCGACCUAUCCGAGAACCCCGGCGGUGUGAAGGUCACCUUCUCGGACGGACAAAAAGGGCAAUACGACCUUGUUGUUGCGGCAGAUGGCCAAGGAUCGCGGACCAGGCGCCUAGCCUUUGGCGAGGACGUCAGUAAUGCAUCCUUCAAGUCAGUUGGGGUCCAUGCUGCGUACUACAGCAUCCCACGGAUCGAGGGGGAAGAAUCACUUGCCAAGGCGUAUAGUGCUUUGGACAGGCGACUACUAGUCACGAGAACUAGUAGUCGUCCUGUGACUCAAGUCCUGCUCUUCACCAUGAAAGGUAGCGAAAAGCUACGGCAGUCGUACAAGGAGUCAAUUGAGAAACAGAAAGAGGCCUUUGCCGAGGUGUUUAGGGAUGCUGGGUGGCAAACCGAUCGGGUUUUGACUGGAAUGACAGCAUGCAGCGACUUCUACGCACACGAAGUUGGGCAGAUCAAGAUGAAGCAUCUCUACAAAGGCCGGGUCGCACUGCUUGGAGAUGCCGGUUACUGUCCGAGCCCUUUCACCGGUAUGGGUACUACUGGCUGCCUUGUCGGCGCGUACAUACUUGCCGGUGAACUGGCGCGAAAUCGCAGCAGCGUUCCGGACGCUCUGCAAACAUAUGAGCGGAUCAUGCAGCCCCUCGCCAAUGGGUUCCAGCAGAUGCCUACCUCGGCGCUUGGCAUCUUCUUCCCGUCGACCAAAAUUGGGGUCUGGAUGCUGCGUAAAUUGCUCUGGGCAGUAUCUACAAUCGACCGAAAUGCCCCGGUACAGCAAGGCAACGCAAAGUGUAAUCUUCCCGAUUAUCCUGAGCUAAACCUAUAG